This is a messenger RNA of Octodon degus (degu), 4752 nucleotides long. RefSeq names its product neuregulin 1 (gene Nrg1). Gene Ontology annotation, molecular function: chemorepellent activity; protein tyrosine kinase activator activity. The transcript is spliced from 9 exons. The record is from RefSeq and is a predicted model, not a curated record. Bases 965 to 3103 code for a protein of 712 amino acids. Gene Ontology annotation, biological process: intracellular signal transduction; cell differentiation; activation of transmembrane receptor protein tyrosine kinase activity. NCBI's taxonomy places the organism in Eukaryota, Metazoa, Chordata, Mammalia, Rodentia, Octodontidae.
GCUUAACUGGUGCCCGCCUGCCUCUCUUUGAUUUGUGGCCUUUAUUCUUUCUAAUUGGAUAAAGUAGGAAGUCACUGGCAGUCCUGCGUGGCUGGGUGCAGAGUACUGAUCUUACUCAGACCGGUAGCAGUUUAGAGUGGGGGGGGAGGGAAGCAAGGUGGGGAGAGAAGGAGGGAGCAAGAGAGAGAGAAGCAGACAGACGCAGGAUGAGGCAGGGGUGGAAAGAGAAAGAGACUGUGAAGAAGGAAGACAGCAGAGGAAGAAAGUGACUGGAGCGCUCCAGAAGGACAAAGAGGAGUGGUUGGGGGUGGGGUGGAGCAGGGCGGGGAAGGAGUCGCCGCCCCUCCCGCCGUGCGCUUCCCCGCACAGCGCCCGCCCGCCCAGCGAUGAGACUAUUUGCGGAGAUGCUCAGAGGGCAGGCACCUGCUGCUCUGUAAUGAUUCAGCCUCUUUCAGCCGCGUUAACACAACAGGAUGCUGUUGCUCCUGGCACUGCUACCUCUCCUGCCGCCGCCGCUGCUCCCGCCGCCGCCGCCACUGGUCCUGCUUUUGCUUUUACUUCUCCUGCAUGACAGUUGUUUUCUUCAUCUCAGCAGGCACCAGCUUCUGAUGCUUGAGGUGAGAGCCGUGCCUUUUAGUUUGGGCUACUGGUUUACCUAAUUAGCCGGCAUUCCCUCUGUUUUCUGUUUUGGGGCUUGUCCUCUUGACUGAUUUGUCGGGAUGGUUUGGAGAAGCCUUUAAAAGAACUAGAAAAGUGGCCCAAAAAACAACAGCUAAAGAAUUAUUAGAAUAUACUUUACUUUGUACUUGAUAGGUGUUUUUUUUUUCCCUUUUUCUUGUUUUCUUUCUUCCUUCCUUGUGAACUCCUUGCUUUUGAUAAUGGCCUUGGACUUGGAGGACUUAUCGAUUUCCCUCUGGAAGAUGCUGUAUCAUUUGCUUGGGGGGGGCCUGCAUGGUAAUGGACCAUGAGAGAGGCCAGGCCUUCUGGAGGUGAGCCCAUGGAGAUUUAUUCCCCAGACAUGUCUGAGGGAGCUGCCGAGAGGUCCUCCAGCCCCUCCACUCAACUGAGUGCAGACCCAUCUCUUGAUGGACUUCCGGCAGCUGAAGACAUGCCAGAGACCCAGACUGAAGAUGGGAACCCCCCUGGACUCGUAGGCCUGGCUGUGCCCUGCUGUGUGUACCUGGAGGCAGAGCGCCUGAGAGGUUGCCUCAACUCAGAGAAAAUCUGCAUCGUCCCCAUUCUGGCCUGCCUGGUCAGCCUCUGCCUCUGCAUUGCUGGCCUCAAGUGGGUAUUUGUGGACAAGAUAUUUGAGUACGACUCUCCUACUCACCUUGACCCUGGGGGCUUAGGCCAGGACCCUAUUAUUUCUUUGGAUCCAACUGCUGCCUCAGCUGUGUGGGUAUCGUCUGAGGCUUACACUUCACCUGUCUCUAGGGCUCAGUCUGAAACUGAGGUUCAAGUUACAGUGCAAGUUGACAAUGCUGCUGUGUCCUCUGAACCUGCAGCUGCACCAACCCCGAAGAAGAAUCGUAUUUUUGCUUUUUCUCUCCUGCCGUCCACCACGCCAUUCUUCCCAUCACCCACUCGGAACCCUGAGGUGAGAACACCCAAGUCAGCAACUCAGCCACAAACAACAGAAACUAAUCUCCAAACUGCUCCUAAACUUUCCACAUCUACAUCCACCACGGGGACGAGCCAUCUUGUGAAAUGUGCAGAGAAGGAGAAAACGUUCUGUGUGAAUGGUGGCGAGUGUUUCAUGGUGAAAGACCUUUCAAACCCCUCAAGAUUCUUGUGCAAGUGCCCAAAUGAGUUUACUGGUGAUCGCUGCCAAAACUACGUAAUGGCCAGCUUCUACAAGCAUCUUGGGAUUGAAUUUAUGGAGGCAGAGGAGCUUUACCAGAAGAGAGUGCUGACCAUAAGUGGCAUCUGCAUCGCCCUCCUGGUGGUUGGCAUCAUGUGUGUGGUGGCCUACUGCAAAACCAAGAAACAGCGAAAAAAGCUUCAUGAUAGGCUUCGGCAGAGUCUUCGGUCUGAACGGAACAACAUGGUGAACAUCGCAAAUGGGCCGCACCAUCCUAACCCACCCCCCGAGAAUGUUCAGCUGGUGAAUCAAUACGUGUCUAAAAAUGUCAUCUCUAGUGAGCAUAUUGUUGAGAGAGAAGCAGAGACGUCUUUUUCUACGAGUCAUUAUACCUCAACCACUCAUCACUCCACUACUGUCACCCAGACUCCUAGUCACAGCUGGAGCAAUGGGCACACAGAAAGCAUUCUUUCGGAAAGCCACUCUGUAAUUGUGAUGUCAUCAGUAGAAAACAGUAGGCACAGCAGCCCCAGUGGGGGCCCAAGAGGACGUCUUAAUGGCCUAGGGGGCCCUCGCGAAUGUAACAGCUUCCUCAGGCAUGCCAGAGAAACCCCUGACUCCUACCGAGACUCUCCUCAUAGCGAAAGGUAUGUGUCAGCCAUGACCACCCCGGCUCGUAUGUCACCUGUAGAUUUCCACACGCCAAGCUCCCCCAAAUCACCCCCUUCGGAAAUGUCUCCACCCGUGUCAAGCAUGACGGUGUCCAUGCCCUCCAUGGCAGUCAGCCCCUUCGUGGAAGAAGAGAGACCUCUCCUUCUUGUGACACCACCCAAGCUGCGGGAGAAGAAGUAUGAUCAUCACCCUCAGCAGUUCAGUAACUUCCAUCACAACCCUGCACAUGAGAGUAACAGCCUCCCCGCUAGUCCCUUGAGGAUAGUGGAGGAUGAGGAGUAUGAGACCACCCAGGAGUAUGAACCAGCUCAAGAGCCUGUUAAGAAACUCGCCAAUAGCCGGCGGGCCAAAAGAACCAAGCCCAAUGGCCACAUUGCCAACAGGUUGGAAUUGGACAGCAAUACAAGCUCUGAGAACAGUAACUCAGAGAGUGAAACAGAGGAUGAACGAGUAGGUGAAGAUACACCUUUCCUGGGUAUACAGAACCCCCUGGCAGCCAGUCUUGAGGUAGCACCUGCCUUCCGCCUGACUGACAGCAGGACUAACCCAGCAGGCCGCUUCUCUACACAGGAAGAAUUACAGGCCAGGCUGUCUAGUGUAAUUGCUAACCAAGACCCUAUUGCUGUAUAAAACUUAAAUAAACACAUAGAUUCACCUGUAAAACUUUAUUUUAUAUAAUAAAGUAUUCCACCUUAAAUUAAACAAUUUAUUUUAUUUUAGCAGUUCUGCAAAUAGAAAACAGGAAAACUUUUAUAAAUUAAAUAUAUGUAUGUAAAAAUGUGUUAUGUGCCAUAUGUAGCAAUUUUUUACAGUAUUUCAAAACGAGAAAGAUAUCAAUGGUGCCUUUAUGUUAUGUUAUGUCGAGAGCAAGUUUUGUACAGUUACAGUGAUUGCUUUUCCACAGUAUUUCAGCAAAACUUUCCAUCUAUUCUGUUUUUGCUGGCUUCUUGUGCAUUGCAUUCUGAUGUUGACUGGAUGUAUGAUUUGCAAGACUUGCAACUGUCCUUCUGUUUGCUUGUAGUAGUGUACAAUCAGUACAUCUUGUAAUGGCACAUCCAUCCAAAUACUCUUAUCUUUUGUACGAAGUUUUCUUUGCUUUCAGAAUAUGAAAUGAGUUCUGUUUACUCUGUCAGCCAAAGGUUUGCUUCAUUGGGCUCUGAGAUAAUAGUAGAUCCAACAGCAUGCUACUAUUAAAUACAGCAAGAAACUGCAUUAAGUAAUGUUAAAUAUUAGGAAGAAAGUAAUACUGUGAUUUAAAAAAACUAUAAUAUUAAUCAGAAGACAGCUUGCUCUUGCUAAAAGAAGCUACCACUUUAUUUUUCUUGACAAAAGCAACAGUUUUAGGCAUAGCUUAGAAAAUGGGUUCUGGCCUGCUAUUAGGUUAAAUCUAAAAACUUAGACGAGGACUCAGUUUUACUUUCUAUCAUGGGGGAAUGAUCCAACAGCUCAUCUAUUUGAACUACAGACCUCAACUGAUAGUGGUGCAAUCAUUUCUGACCCAUAUCUUCCACUGAUUCAGGAGGUACUGAUGGGUCAUGUCUUCUCAGCUUCAAAAUAGGCAGAUGUUGGCACCAAAGGCCCACUGUGAACAGUACAUUCAGAAGCCUGCCUGAAGCUCUUGUGGAAUUAAGUGUGCCUGUUGUGUAUAGUGGAAGAUUGUCAUCAUUGGAAACUGCUUUCAUUGUUGAGUGGUUAGAAGUCAUAGGUGGACAGCAGCUGUGUAACUUGGUUGACAUUUUAAAGUUUUGGUUGACCACACCUUUCUCUCCAUUAUGUUUUUUUUUUUUUUUUUUUCAACAUUGCCUUGAUUAGGUCAUAACUGUGCAUGGACAUUUUUUGUCAGGAAUGGUCAAUGUGCAUGUGAUUUGUUAUUAGUAAGAACCUUCCACAAGAGGUAACUCAUCAGGAAAUGUCAAUGGUGUUGGAAAAAUUGCACCUUUACUUGCAGAAGUGACCCCCCCAUCUGUAGGCUGAACUGUCCAUCUACAGCCUGUAUCACCUACUUUUCCCUUUCUGAAUUUUUGCUUUAUGGUUACAAAAGCAGGACUGAGGUUGGUCUAAAGUUUGCAUGUUCUCUUGUGACUAUAAAUCCAGUGAAGGCCUAUAGGUAUUAACAUUUGAAAUAAUUGCUAAUUCAAGGAAAAGAAGAAAACUUUAUAAUGCAGAACCCAUUUGGUGCCUGCCUGAUACCUGUCAAGCAAACUAGAGCUUUGCCUGAGUUCCAAGAGGCCUCUUAUGUGCCAUGGAACAAAACUAGGAAACAGGCUAGCAGGGGGUUC